AUGGCAUUGAGAGUUCCAAAGAGUAGUUACCCGCAACUUUUUAAAGAAGGCUAUAAAAUUCAACAGGGGGUUGACGAGGCCGUUCUGCGAAAUAUUCAAGCGACACACGAACUGUCCGAAAUUGUACGAACGUCUUUAGGCCCCAACGGUCGCAAUAAGAUGGUAAUUAACCACCUUGAGAAACUAUUUGUUACCAACGAUGCUGCCACCAUUAUCCGCGAGCUGGAAGUUGUGCAUCCGGCUGCCAAACUUUUGGUUAUGGCGAGUCAACAACAAGAACAGGAGGUUGGCGACGCGACAAACUUUGUUAUCGUGUUUGCCGGAGAAUUACUUCAAAAGGCCGAGAAUCUAUUAAGAAUGGGACUUCAUCCAAGUGAAAUCAUACAAGGUUAUGAAUUAGCCAGGGACAAAGCACUUGAAAUCCUGGAAGAACUCUCGGUGGAGACGGUCAAAGACCCAGGAUCACCCGAUGAACUAUCAAAAGCCGUAAAAACAGCUAUCGCAGCAAAGCAGUAUGGCUAUGAAGACAUCUUGACCAAUUUAGUGAUUGAAGCUGCACUAUCAAUAAUGCCCAAAAGUGCCAAUGCAUUUAACGUGGACAAUAUUCGGGUAGUUAAAAUUAUGGGGAGUAGCAUUCAUGAGAGUAAAGUGGUCAAGGGUAUGGUAUUUGGGCGUGAACCGGAAGGUGUUGUGCAUAAAGCUCAAAAGGCCAAGGUCGCUAUAUAUACGUGUCCAUUGGAUGCAGCGCAAACUGAAACUAAGGGCACUGUUCUGAUUCAUAAUGCUCAAGAAAUGUUAAAUUUCACAAAAGGUGAAGAGAAGCAUAUGGAAAAGAUAUAUAAAGAAAUCGCAGAUGCUGGAGUAAAAGUUGUAGUUUCUGGUUCUUCAAUCGGCGAACUUUCCCUACAUUAUCUAAAUCGAUUCGGUAUAUUGGCGGUUAAAGUUCUUUCUAAAUUUGAUUUACGUCGACUGUGUCGUGUUACCGGAGCUUCGGCUCUAGCACGAUUAGGUGCUCCAACCCCUGAAGAAAUGGGACAUUGUGAUAUUGUGGAAACAGUUGAAAUUGGUGGUGAUCGAGUCACAGUUUUCCGACAAGAGGACGAAUCAUCUAAAACCGCUACGAUUGUGGUGCGAGGAGCAACGCAAAACCACUUGGAUGACAUUGAAC
Ambispora leptoticha is the source of this 1168-nucleotide messenger RNA. The record is from the annotation of a GenBank genome assembly. Lineage: Eukaryota; Fungi; Glomeromycota; Glomeromycetes; Archaeosporales; Ambisporaceae.